AGUUUAACUGUAAUAAAUGGAAAGAGUAUAUCCCCACAAAGGAAAGCGGAGGAAGGAAGGGAUCAACAUGCGGUUAUAUCCAUUAUUCCGUAGUCGGCGAAACCCUCUUUGAGUUCUCACGCAAUGGCUUUAUCCUCCUCCUCGUCGUCGGCGCCGGCGAAGGGAGUGGUCGUGACGGUGCCGGUGUUGGUUCUGUCGGUUUCUGCGGCGGCGAUCUUCCUCUUCUUCCUGCUGUCCUCUCUCUCUUCCUCUCCCUCCACUUGCACUUGCCCCGUUCCCACCGCCAGCACCACCACAACCACCGCUGAUGGGGCUGAAGCCUACGGGAGGUUUGGCGAGCGGAUCUCGCCUACCGCGGAGGAUGUGAAGUGGGUUAAGGAUCAGAUCGAGGCGAACGGGCUCCGUAUGCAGGAUAAUGUCCUCCGAAAGGGGAUUAACCCCCGUACUCGCGCUCAGCAGCUCCAAGAUCUCGUUCAAUUCAAGGGCAUAUCUCAUUAUGAAGGAGAGGAAUCAAGCAAUCACACGGCUUUACCAUGCCCUGGUGAGCUCCUUGUAGAGGAGCAUCACAGCAAUUAUGGGGAGCCCUGGGCUGGAGGACGAGACGUGUUUGAGUUCCUUGCAGAUUCUGUCCACCUCUCUCCAGAUGCUCGUGUUCUUGAGAUUGGAUGUGGCACCCUUCGAGUAGGCUUGCAUUUCAUCCGGUACCUGAUUCCAGGGCACUUCCAUUGUCUAGAGAGAGAUGAACUUUCUUUAAUGGCUGCAUUUAGGUAUGAGCUUCCAUCCCAAGGAUUACUGCAUAAACGCCCUUUGAUUGUGAAAGGUGAAGACAUGGAUUUCAGUAAGUUUGGGUCUGGAAUGUAUGAUUUGAUAUAUGCGAGUGCCGUUUUCCUGCAUAUGCCUGAUAAGCUUGUUUGGACUGGACUAGAGAGUUUAGUGAACAAAUUGAUACCUUUCGAAGGUCGAAUCUUUGUGUCGCAUAACAUUAAAUUCUGUUCACGCUUAGGAGGAGAUGAAUGCACAAAGAGAUUGAACGAUUUGGGGCUUGAAUAUCUUGCGAAGCACACUCAUGAUAGUUUACUCUUUAAUCAUUAUGAGAUUUGGUUUGAGUUUAGGAGAUCUAAGGCAUAAGAUCUGGCAAACAAUCUUAAUUGCGGGGUUUGGUUAUUUGUGAUCAGAUAGAUGGAACUGAUGAAGCAGCAAACUGGACAGUUGGCUUUUCUUUAACGUUUUUGAGAGGUUCUGUUUCAAUUUAAUAUGAUAUUGCUGGUGGAAGAGAGAUGAUGGCCAAUAUAUGGAUAUUGAUUUGAUGCUGGGAUCUUCUUUCUAUUCUUGAAAAAGAAGUGCUGCUCAUGUAGAUCUUUAGGCAUUUUACUGAUUAUUAGAAAAUUGACCGUGGUAAUCCAUGUUAGAAAAGCAAGUGGCAUCAUGGGUAUUUUGUUGUGAAAAAAAUGCUGUUGACAGUUCAUUAUUUGGCUAUUCUGCCCGAAAGUGCUGGAUGGGAAAACUUGAAUUCUGUAUGUUGAAAUUGUUGUAAUUAUCACCGACGCUUUUCGUCCCUUUGGAACGACACUGUCUGAUGUGCCAAUCUGGGGUCUUGAUUUCUCUGGUAGUUAAAAAUGGUACAAGGACAAUAUUAUGUGGCUAUUUAUCUUUGGCCCUUUUCCCUUUCCCUCUAUUGUCAUGUAAAAUGGCAACUGAUGCUAUUGGGCUAUAUUUACCCCAAAAUAUACAAGUUAGAACUGAGAUAAAUUUCGAUUUAUA
Messenger RNA from Rhododendron vialii, 1761 nucleotides. RefSeq lists its product as uncharacterized. NCBI's taxonomy places the organism in Eukaryota, Viridiplantae, Streptophyta, Magnoliopsida, Ericales, Ericaceae. The record is from RefSeq and is a predicted model, not a curated record. Bases 124 to 1128 code for a protein of 334 amino acids. The transcript is spliced from 2 exons.